UGAUUGUGAAAACACCAAGCAGAAGUUGCACUGUGGUAACAGUAUUCUUUAUCUUAGUGGCCAACAACCAUUUUGUAAAUGCAUAAUAUCAUUUCCUUAAACAACCCAGAGCAAAAUUGGAUUUCAAUUCCUCAGUGCUACAUGUUUGUUGUAGGACAAGUGCUGAGCACGGCUUCUUACUUUUUCUUCUUUUUGGAACAUUGUGGGGUAAACAGUUUCGUGAUCUCCAUGUGUAAUAAUGAAGGAUUCAGAUUCUGCAAGCAAACGUUUUCAGCAUCCAACUGAGAAGUCUCUUAACUUUGUGGAAGGAAGAUGGAGAAACCAUUGGUUUUCUUUUCUCAACUAAAUAUGUCAGACCCAAAGGAAAAAACUUUCUGCAAGGUGAUUCACGCAACAGGGAAAGAAGCAUUAAACAAAGACAUAAAAAACAGAGGUAAAGAAAAGAGAAAUAGACUGAGCCUUCUUCUGCAGAAACCUGAAUUCCAUGAAGACGUCAACACUGGUAGAUCAGAGAACUUGGCCAAAGGUGCAAGUGUCUCCCCUGAAGAAGCAGUGAAAUGGGGCGAAUCCUUUGAUAAACUGCUUUCCCAUAAAGAUGGAUUUGAUGCUUUUACUAGGUUCCUUAAAACUGAAUUCAGUGAAGAAAACAUUGAAUUUUGGGCAGCCUGUGAGGAUUUCAAGAAAAGCCAAGAACCCCAUCAACUGUUCCAUAAAGCACAAGCAAUAUAUGAGAAAUUCAUACAGAAUGAUGCUCCACAGGAGGUUAACCUUGACUUUCACACUAAAGAAAUAAUUUUUAAGAGCAUCUCCCAACCAACCAUCCAUAGCUUCGAUGCUGCCCAAAGCAGAGUGUAUCGUCUUAUGGAGCAAGAUAGCUAUACACGCUUUCUGAGAUCUGACAUCUAUUUGGACUUAAUAAAUGGAAGACCCCUCAGAACAACAAAUCUUCGAAGGCGAUCACGCUCCUUUACUUUCAAUGAAUUUCCAGAUGAAAAACCAGAUCUUGCCAUUUGGCUAUAAAAAAAGAAAAUAACAUUCUUAAUUUUACUCAUAUAUCAUAGUAAGCUAUUUCAACUUGACUCAUAUAAUAUGGACUAUUAAUAUUAAUAAAUGUAAUCAACUAUAACUUGUCACAUGGGUGAAUUUAAAAACAUAAUUUGAAACACUUCUCAUAGCAAAGGGAUGCAAUAUAAUAACUAUUGUGUUCAUAUAUACCUCCAUUUAAAAAAUUAAUUCUUUUUAAUCUACAAUUUUCAAAAACAAUUAUCUUUAAUGUAUGUGUGAAGAGUGAUAAUUAUACAUUCAGUAGGAUCAAGAGGACAAGAUUUGUAAAAACUUAACAAUAGUUUAUACAUUUAUAUUUAUAUACAUAUGCAUAAUAUGUUCCACAUUUUAUAUUAAAUUAAUAAAAGAUGUUAUUCAAAGAAGCACGAUGAAAAAGGAAAUAGAGGGGAUAGCCUUUGAGUAAAUAAAACCUGUGUUUAAUUCCUGCCUCAGGAUAAGAGUAGGGAUAGGGGAUAGAAACUAGACCUGUGAUGUCACUGAUGAAGGAAACUCUUGAAUGUGUAAAUUCCCUCUAUGCAUGUCUGAACAUUCUCUGCAACUUAUAAUCUUAGAGUUAGCCUAUAAGUAGCAUUUUUUUCAAGACUAUGUGAUCAUAAUCUAUACUGCCUUUAAUAAAGCAUAAAGAUAUAUGCUUUAUUUUAGAAAUAUUUAAUUUUCAAUGUGUGUUGCAUUGUAUUAAUGUCUAUAUUUGCUGUACAAUUAACUUCCACAUCUUCAUGUACUUGAAAUGCAGAGAAAAAUUAAAGAGUUUAUGUUAAAAAUUU
This is a messenger RNA of Phascolarctos cinereus (koala), 1829 nucleotides long. RefSeq names its product regulator of G protein signaling 18 (gene RGS18). The record is from RefSeq and is a predicted model, not a curated record. Lineage: Eukaryota; Metazoa; Chordata; Mammalia; Diprotodontia; Phascolarctidae.